Molecule: messenger RNA, 2458 nt
Organism: Ruditapes philippinarum (Manila clam)
Lineage: Eukaryota; Metazoa; Mollusca; Bivalvia; Venerida; Veneridae
Product: homeobox protein Hox-B7-A-like
Exons: 3
Coding region: 316-1224 (302 amino acids)
Biological process (GO): positive regulation of transcription by RNA polymerase II
Cellular component (GO): nucleus
Molecular function (GO): RNA polymerase II cis-regulatory region sequence-specific DNA binding; DNA-binding transcription factor activity, RNA polymerase II-specific
Source: RefSeq, a predicted model, not a curated record
CCGCGGAAGGAUAUCUCUCUGAAACUAGAUCCCAGAAUUGCCGAAGAAUUUUGACAGCUCCAUGACUUCAAGCCGUAGUUUUCCAAAAUUUCUUUAACAGAUGAGUGUGAAAAUAAUUGUCGUAUAGGAUUGCCUUUCGUAGAUUUAUGAACUUAGAUUUUAGUGAGAAAACCUAAAUUACAGAUUUUUCUGAUUUUCUCAUUUGUUUCUAUAAGUCUUUUGGAUUACUUAAGCAAAUUUUGCACAUUUCGUCUGCCGAAUCUGAUUUUCUCAUCUAUUCAUCAAAAUUACUUUAUUUUGUGAAUAAUUAUAUCAAUGGAAGAGCCAGUCACUGAUUCGACAUCGCUCACAAACAUGAAUCUGGAUUCUGGUGCGACACAGACUUGUGCGACAAGUUCUUACAAUUAUGGAAUGGGACGAUUCUUUCAGAGACCGAGUGCUUUUGACUGUAUGCAGGGAAGUUCGGGAGUUGGAAUGGGGACGGCCCCUUAUUCAUACCCGGCUUACCCAAGCGACUGGGGACUUAUGUCCCAACAUUAUUCACACGGAUUUAAUCUAAACAGACCACUUGGACUUAAUAACAUCGGUUCAAAUUCUUCUGGAUUUUUAAACAAUUUAAACAAUUUUUCUGUACAAAAUAAUGUUAAUUCACGGGAUUAUAGUUCAGCUUUCUCAGGAAUCGGUUCGUCGUCGUCGGCAUUCUCUAGCACAGGACUUGGAGGACAUGCUCCCGGCGGGGGCGCGAUAGGAAAUAUGUGUGCUCCGGACAAUUUCAGGGGACAAUGUGGUACUCCAGAAAGUCAAAGUAAUUCAUCACACGGCAGCACAUCUCCGUGUUUACCCAAUAUGGACCACGUCGAGAAACUCGACGGUAAAAGUAAAGAUUCGAGUGACCCAUUUAAGUUGGACUUGUCAGUAAAACCCCGAAAGGAACGGACGGCGUUCACCAAACACCAGAUCCGAGAAUUAGAAAAAGAGUUUAACUUACAUAAUUACCUGACCCGACUUAGAAGAUACGAAAUAGCUGUGGCACUAGAUCUCACAGAGAGACAGGUUAAAGUUUGGUUUCAAAACCGGCGAAUGAAGUGGAAACGAGUAAAGGGAACUAAACUAGCAAAAGACAAAGUUGAUGGACAUCUUAAACCUAUAAUGGCGCCAAAUGUUUCUUCUACAGACUCUGAUGAUCAUCAUCAAAACAUGAUUUCAGAAACCGGAAACACGUGAUAGUAUGGCAAAGCUAACCGGAAACACAUGAUAGUGUCACAGACAAGGUCAUUAAUUGGAUUAUUGUGAAAACAUAUUAAUAGGAUGUAAUCCUAAAAUGCAAUAAAAGAUGGGCAGCGCUUGUUGUCCAGGAAACAACGUAAUAUUUCACGUGAAGCUUAACUCUACUUAUAUACAGAAAAUCGCUUAAACGAGGGGAUAGUGUUUCAAAAUGCGAUGAGGGAUUACGUGGUUAGCAACUUUUGCAGUUUUAACUUUGAUUUGAAAGAUGAAGGGCAAUUGAUUUAAACAAUAUCAAAAUAUACUGUAUAUAUUUGUUUUAUUUUUUUAGGUAAGUAUAAAACUGAAAUAUUGAAAUAUUUGAUUGCAUGAGAAACAAUCUUUUAUUUUGAAUGUAUGUCUUGUUAUAUAUACGCAUUUUUUAUAAAUGAAAAAAAUGCUUGUCAAUUUUGAUAAGUUAACAUGUACGCGAUAGGAACUUAAAACUGCUGUUUUGUGCUCAUAAUGUCACAAAAACCUGCAAGAGUUGUUAUGAAAUAUGAACGAUGGACAUGUUAUAAAAGUAAUACCUGUGUAAUAGGCCUGGAAAAUGUGUUAUUCCAGAAUCAUUAAUCAUGAUACCUGUCGCAAUAUGUCUGUUAAAUAAAUAUUUCAGCAAUAAACUAUACCUCGUAUACUGCUUUAUUUAAAGUUUCAAUCUGACAAACUGACGAUAUUUUUCUUGAUAUAUCUUAUAUCAUAUAUGAAAAAAAUAUCUUAAAGCAUAAUUAUUAGUUUCUCGUAGGAAAGAAAUGUGUAAAAAUCUAUCAACAGCUGGUGUUAUAAUGGCGCAAAAAAUCUCGUUUAGUUCUCACUAAUGUCGUCUGCUAAAUUCAUCAGCGGCAAAUUCAAAGCGGGACUGUGAUUGCUUUACCAGAAAAUCACGGUGUUUGCAGUUAGGCAUAGUAAAAUGCUCCUAGAUGAUAGAAGGCCGUUGCUGGCAUGUUACGCUGUUUUAAAACUGUAAAUCAAAGCGAAAUGAAAAUAACACAAUUUCCAUGACAACUGGUGUGUUAAAGUCACGUGAUCCUCAAAUAUCAUCUUUGACGCAACCACAUGUGGAAGAACUUUGAUUUAUCCGAUGUUGUUUUUUCCGUAACAUCUAUUUAAUAUACCACAUAUAAAUGUAACCAGUGUACGUUAUUGCUAAAAACAUUUAUGCUUAAUAAUACAAUCGAAUCAUUAAAAUGUUUAA